Penicillium daleae is the source of this 1533-nucleotide messenger RNA. Its product is annotated as UPF0183 domain protein. Gene Ontology annotation, biological process: Golgi to plasma membrane protein transport. Lineage: Eukaryota; Fungi; Ascomycota; Eurotiomycetes; Eurotiales; Aspergillaceae. Bases 1 to 1533 code for a protein of 510 amino acids. The transcript has 2 exons. Gene Ontology annotation, cellular component: trans-Golgi network. The record is from RefSeq and is a predicted model, not a curated record.
AUGACCGCCCGAUCGGCACCGGUUCAGAUCUUCCCAGGAAAGGGUCUAGGCUUCAUCACUCUCGGUGCCUCUCUACACAAUGUCCUGACUCGCGUCAAGUCUCAUCCUCAAAUAUACCCCGAGAUCGACCUGGCAUAUUCCUCAACGGACCCUCUGCGCAGCCCUGUCAUCUUGAAGUUGCCUGCCAACGGCUUGCGACUACGGUUUGACGGACCCGACCAGAGACUACGUUUGAUCGAGGUGCUGGACUUUACUCGAAGCAGUUUGGUCUAUAAGAAUCAGGAUGUGCUGAAGGGGGGUAAGUCGACUGAAACGUCUGCGACCUCGCAAGGGCCUGGCUUUCGGCAUGUCUACAACCGCCUGUUUGGCCCCUCCUAUCCGGGCGAAUAUAUCCCGCCAGCCGACCAGCAGUCCCAGUAUGGCACAUAUGUUCUAUCGUACCCGGGCGUCUCGUUCUCAUUCCCUCUCCAACACUCGGCAUGGUCCGACUCGUGUGACUUUGUAGCGCUACUUUCAUCCUCCGCUGCAUUGCCAGCAACGUCCAUGGCCAUCUUCCAAGGAUCCUCGUGGCCCGAAGUUCGCGGAAAGCUGUUCACCCAGCAGCCCCAGUACCCACGCUCGUCUGCCGUGGUCAGCAAAACCCGCGAUGCUUUCGCUGACGAAAUCGAAGCAUUCCACAUCUUGGGUGCCGGCAGAUUAGAAGUAGAGCGACGGAACAAUCCACCCGCGCAGAUCACCUUGGGAGAAACGACCCCCCAGGAUUUGAUCGCCGAGUUUGGUCCUCCAGAUGCUAUCUAUCGUAAACAUGAUCGACGGAUAUCGAUCCACCGCGCAACGGGCGGUGGCGGCACUGGAGACCCCCUCCACAUGAGUCCAUCGCCUGGUACAGGCAUGGAGAUCCCCGAUACUGACCACUCUUCCAAUAACAGCGUGACGGAUGACUCUGAUGAGGAGAUAUCCCCAAACAACAUCAGUGAUCCGACCCCAUUGCCCGCUGAGUGCUUCUUCAACUACUUCCACCAUGGAUUCGAUGCCUUCAUCUCCUUCCCAACAACUACAGGACCUGCAUUUCCUACUUCGGGGAUCCCAGAGCCCUCCUCUCAACCUCCCCUACCACAGCUGACCGUAACGAAGAUCAUUUUGCAUGGCAACGUACCAGGAUCCUACCCGUUCAAUCGUCACCGUCGCAGUCGGUGGACGAUCCACCUUGACCCGUCCGGCGAGGGUCUGACUUCCGAGUCGUCCUAUGAUGACAUAUCUAAGCGACUUCGCGAUGUUUGGAAAGGCUCGAAUGCCAGUCCUGAUGAACAACGAGUCAUGCAACGGCCGAUGGUCCUAAACCGGGGCUGGGGCGACAGUCCAGAAAGCAGCGUCGAGUUCCUUGGUGGAUGGGAAGAGACCACAGCCCGCGGACCGCGAAAUGGACCCGAUGGACAUGAUGGUGGAUUGGGCAAUACUGAACUCUUUGGGUUCCCGGGGCUUUUAUUUGAAGUGCUGAAGAACGGCGCAGUGAGCUGCCUUACGGUGUAUUAG